CUUACUGCCCAAGUGUCGAAGCAUUGGUUAUCUGGGGAUAUCGUACUGCUGUGUCUCUGUAUUUCUCUCCCUCUCUUUCUGCGGAUUGACACAAUACAGUCACAAAAUAAAUACAAAAAAAAAAAAAACUUAAAACAUUAAAGCCAAAAGAUGGCGGAGUUGGGAGCGGGGAGCCUGCACGGGGGGGAUCUCGCUUUCAAUUACCAGGAGCGAGAGCUUAACGAGCGAUUGAAGCGGCUGUACCCGGCCGUGAACGAGGAAGAGACCCCUUUACCCCGGUCCUGGAGCCCCAAGGAUAAAUACAGCUACAUCGGGCUGUCACAGAACAACCUGCGGGUGCAUUACAAAGGUCACGGGAAGAAUCACAAGGAUGCCGCGUCAGUCCGGGCGACUCACCCCAUCCCGGCCGCCUGUGGGAUCUACUACUUCGAGGUGAAGAUUGUCAGCAAGGGCAGAGACGGAUACAUGGGAAUAGGGCUGUCAGCGCAAGGAGUCAACAUGAACAGACUGCCUGGUUGGGAUAAACAUUCCUAUGGUUACCAUGGAGACGACGGGCACUCCUUCUGCUCUUCAGGGACUGGCCAGCCAUACGGUCCCACCUUCACUACGGGUGACGUGAUUGGCUGCUGUGUCAACCUCAUUAACAAUACCUGUUUCUACACCAAGAACGGGCACAGUCUAGGUAUAGCAUUCACAGACCUUCCUCCAAACCUGUACCCAACUGUGGGGCUCCAGACGCCAGGCGAGAUCGUGGACGCAAACUUCGGCCAGCAGCCCUUUGUGUUCGACAUCGAGGACUACAUGAGCGAGUGGAGGGCCAAGAUCCAGGGCAUCAUCGAGCGCUUCCCCAUCGCAGAGAGGCUCGGGGAGUGGCAGUCCGUGCUGCAGAAUAUGGUAUCUUCCUACCUGGUGCACCAUGGGUACUGCGCAACAGCCACUUCCUUCGCCAGAGCCACUGAGACCACGAUUCAGGAGGAACAGACUUCAAUAAAAAACAGACAAAGAAUACAGAAGUUAGUAUUAGCGGGCCGAGUUGGAGAAGCCAUUGAGGCAACGCAGCAGCUCUAUCCAGGACUCCUGGAACACAACCCUAAUUUGCUGUUCAUGUUAAAAUGUCGGCAGUUUGUGGAGAUGGUGAAUGGCACGGACAGCGAGGUUCGCUGCUUCACCACUCGGUCCCCCAAAUCCCAGGACAGCUACCCCGGGUCCCCCAGCAUGAGCCCCCGGCACGGAGCCAGCAACCCCCACCUGCACGGGACAGGAGCGGACAGCCCCACCUGCAGCAAUGGAGUGUCGUCGGGGAAAAACAAACAGUCGCACAAUAAAUACCCCGGCCUGAGCUCCUCCUCCUCCUCCUCCUCCUCCUCCCCUUCCUCCGCCAACUACUCCGAGUCCAACUCCACAGACUCCACCAAGUCCCAGCAGCACAGCAGCACCAGCAACCAGGAGACCAGUGACAGUGAGAUGGAGAUUGAGGCAGAGCACUACAGCAAUGGAGUCCUGGAGAACUCCUCCACCAGAAUAAUGAACGGCACCUACAAACAUGAAGAGAUUUUGCAGGCUGAUGACUCCAGCCUAGGCAAUGGACUUGCAGAGGAGGGCUGCACCCCCAGGCUGCUGUGCGGAGGGAACCAGGCCGCCACAGAGAGAAUGAUCCAGUUUGGCCGAGAGCUGCAGGGCCUGAACGAGCAGCUGUGCAGAGAGUACGGCAAGAACGCGACGCACAAACAGAUGCUGCAGGAUGCGUUUAGCUUGUUAGCCUACUCCGAUCCCUGGAACUGCCCAGUGGGACAGCAGCUUGACCCCAUGCAGAGGGAAUCUGUUUGUGCCACUCUCAAUAGUGCUAUUCUAGAGUCUCAGAACCUGCCGAAGCAGCCACCGCUGAUGCUCGCCCUGGGCCAGGCCACGGAGUGCCUGCAGCUGAUGGCCCGUGUCCGCUCCGGAUCCUGCUCCUUCGCCAGAGUCGACAGCUUUUUGCACUAGCCAAGGCUGAGGCAGUGUACAGGACAGCUAACAAGAGGACUUGCAAGUGCUGGUCGUGGAGUUGGAGUUGGAGGAGAGCAUGAGUUUGGUUUUGUGUGCUGUAUUCCCAUUGGUUGGGACAUUUGGAAGAGAGAGAGAGAGGGGGGAGGAAAGACAAACAAGACAAGGCUUCUUUUUUAAUUUUUAGUAUUAUCAAAUACAAAAACGUGUGACACUAUUUAAAGAUAAUUCAUUAUUAUUGUGUUUAUCUAGUCAUUUUGAGUUCUUAUUUUGUGUCUUUUUGUUGUGCUCAUCUUGGACAUUUAGUUUCAAUACAGCCCUGGUUAACAUUUUACCUUCUGAAUACAUAUAUAUAUAUAUAUAAUAUAUAUAUAAUAUAUAAUAUAUAAUAUAUAUAUAUAUAUAUACGUAUUCCUUCAAAUUUAAGAUGUAGCCCAAAUUUCCCUUCCUCAAUUUGAGGAAAAAAGUAAAUCUGCGUUUACAAAGAUACAACCUCAGUUACGCAUAUGGAGGCAGUUUGCGUCCGUCUGCUGUCACACAGAGCAUUACAGUUUUGUUCUGCUUUUCAUUUCCAGUCAUGAUUACUCACACUUGUUUUUCUCCCAAUUUGUGAACUGUGGUACUGCUUGGCAUGUCGAAAAAUCCAGGUUUCUGAUCAGCAUUUCCGAUUUAAGACGCAGGCUAUUUUUGAGCAGAAAAAAAGGCUUAAAAAGUGCAUCUUAAAUUCAAAGGAAUAUGGUUUCUAUAUAUCUAUAACCUAAGCAUACAUUGUAAUGAAACCCAAGCACAUACUUUUUGUUGCUCAGAACUCAGGUAUAUAAUACAUAUAAUUUUAGCGUAGAAUGUGGGAAAGAAAAAUAUUUUGUUUUACCCGGCAAUGAUUUCUAGACUCUAUGCUUUAGUAUGAUUUUAAUUUUGUUAUAUUUUCUUACCUUGAGAUUGUGGGGAAAACUCACAAAAGUGCUGGUUAAAAGGCAAGCUUGUGUGAAACGUGCAUGCCACAAGCCUGCUUGCUGGAUCAUCUGUUUGUGCAGCGGGUUUCUGAUGAAGUCCCGUGCCCAACUUGGAUCUUAUUUGAACUUGUUAAAAUCUGUGAAAUCACUUUCGAUAAGGCGUAGUAUUCAGUGCUGCUCAGGACAGUAGCGUGCACGCUGUAGGUAUUUCAACACCAUCUGCAGCACAGUACUUGAUCCUGCGUUGCACAUGGUCGUUAGAUAAUCUAUUGCAAAUCAUGUAACGGAGUGAUUUUAUUAUCAGUAAUGUUAAUUACACACCAAGAAUAGAUACUUAUGAGGGCUGUGGUUAUUAUUUUUAACCCAGAACAUGUCCCGAUCUGGCAGAGAAUGCCAUGUAAGUGCUCGCUGCCAUCUGUAUACUUUCUUUCACCGGCCCUCUUUUGGGUGGCUGCAUGUCUGUAGGAAGGCCUCUCUUGUAUAAAUAGUCUCACUUCCUCUCCCCUCCUUUUGGAAAGGAACAUGCAAACUCAAAGGACAGCCCUGUCUUAACAUGCCUGCCUCCCACCAAUGUUAGCACGAGGGCAGGGCUCCCAUGGUAAAGGAGCGUGCCUGCCCUGUGUACAUUCAGACAAUAAUGUUUCCAUCUAAUUCUGUCAUUUUGACCUAGCACUUAUGGGACUGGUGUCUGUAAGUGAGCUUUCUGUCUCCCCCUCCUCCCCCCCACCUCCCAAUUUUUUCCCAUAGCCGAAAGCGUUCGAAAACAUCCACUAACCGUACCACACCUCACCAUGUGUAGAAUGUAUGUGAAAGUAUUGUGAACGCGGUCCGCUCGUUUCAAUGCAUUUGUUACGUGUUCAUGAUGUUUCUCACAGAACGGUCUGGAAUGUGAUGACUGAACUGGAUACCCCCCCCUUACUCUUACUGAUUCCAGCAGGACUGAGUGUCCCUGCAUUGCUCGUAAUGGCUUUGGUGUGGAGCGCUGAAGCAAUGCCAUCCCUAGGAUCAGGCCAGGCAGUGGGGCUAAGGGGAGCCUGAUGCUGCUCCAGACCCACUUCUCCCACAGAAUUUGCUGAUAACCAUUUUUGAUGGCUGAUAUCGGUGUAAAAAAAAAAAGGAGCUGUGCUACAAUCACUCUUACUGUAUUCUUCAACAUUUCUCAGAUACUUUUGUGUCCAUCUCGUUUGUAACAACCUCCCCCCCCCCCCCCCCCACACAAAAAAAAAAACUUGAUGUAAAAAUGUCUACCAUGUCUUUUAAUUUAGGGUAAUUCAGAACCUAAAAGGUAACACUGCCUGUUUUAUUAUGUGGUUAUAUACAGAGUUCACUAACAGUGACACGCUUUUAAUCAUUUGUGUUCUUGAUAUUUAAAAGGUUGCCGUGUCUGAGAAGUGCAUUUUAAUGUCCUCGUUAACCGAGUAAUGACCUGUGAUUCUGAUUGUUCGGGGAAAAGUAUUAUUUCAGUUUAUUAUCUAAGCCUAACCUUAUUCUUUUUAUUCCGAGUUCUCAUUGGGAGAAACUAAUCUAAUUAGUUCCUCUUAUUCCUGUUUGCCUGGUCAGUAUAGGCUCCAGAUGUCGAUAGAAUGCAGAUUGUGUUGCACUGAACACUGUCCAGGGGAUUGGAAAUGGGGGUAGCAGGUGCAGCAGUGCCCAUGGCUGUGUACAGAGCCAGUGCCCCUCUUUUUAUUGAGUACAGUUGCAUCCGUUUGGGUUCUGAGUACCCCACAGACUAACACCAAGAACCGUGGUAUCUUAAUCCUGCUCUCCUCUAUCGGUCCGAACUCAAAUUCUGCAGUUUGUCGUUUGUCUUUGAUCUGAAUUUGUCUGGAUAAAGUUAAAAUAACGCGCACCCCAAAGGAUUUCUCCAAAGGGCUGAAGGAUUGGAUUUUAUUGGAUUGGAACGAUGAUUCAUUAAAGCAAGCUGUGCACAAUGUUUUAUUUUUUAUUGAUUUGUUUUUUUCAGUUUGAUCUUUAGUAUUUGUGAAAUAAGUUACCCUCUACUAGCAUGAACCUUUGAAAAUCUUAAUAAAAAAAAAAAAGGAAUUAUCGAAAAUACCUAUGUACUAGAAAUAUGGUAAAGAAAAAAUAUUGUAUUCUGUUGUAUUUUGACAGAAUUAUUUUUAUUAAAAUACACAUCCAUGUGCAAAUCA
Acipenser ruthenus (sterlet) is the source of this 5086-nucleotide messenger RNA. RefSeq names its product ran-binding protein 10. The coding region runs from base 151 to 1983 and encodes 610 amino acids. Gene Ontology annotation, biological process: cytoskeleton organization; cell surface receptor signaling pathway. The transcript is spliced from 15 exons. Gene Ontology annotation, cellular component: cytoplasm. Lineage: Eukaryota; Metazoa; Chordata; Actinopteri; Acipenseriformes; Acipenseridae. Gene Ontology annotation, molecular function: protein binding. The record is from RefSeq and is a predicted model, not a curated record.